Porites evermanni is the source of this 423-nucleotide messenger RNA. The record is from the annotation of a GenBank genome assembly. NCBI's taxonomy places the organism in Eukaryota, Metazoa, Cnidaria, Anthozoa, Scleractinia, Poritidae.
AUGAAUCCUAUAACGUCCACUGUUGCCGCUUCAUGCAAUCGACUUGUUGUAAGUCCUCGCCCUUCUCCGCGGAACAGCCCACGAAAUUCACCAGUAGCUGGUCGGAAGAGCCCGUUCCUCGAUUUACCAGAGGAGAGAAAGCGUAGGGACUCCAAGGAGAUUUUGCAAUACAAGAAAAUGCUUGCUGACUCGACAAGCCAAGCUUACAGGGCGAAAAGAAUUGAAAACAGGAAUUCAGGUGUUAACGCGGGGAUAGGAAACGCUCAUACGACAAAUCAGAGGCCACCGAGACGGCUAUUAGAGGAAGCUGUACAAGCGAGGACAGCUGCAGAAAAACACAGGAAGAAAAAACCCGCAAAUGUAAAAACUUCUUCCUCAGCGAACAAUAACACCAAAAAGGGGAAGAACUGCUCCAUAAUGUGA